Molecule: messenger RNA, 2710 nt
Organism: Dunckerocampus dactyliophorus (ringed pipefish)
Lineage: Eukaryota; Metazoa; Chordata; Actinopteri; Syngnathiformes; Syngnathidae
Exons: 6
Coding region: 74-1852 (592 amino acids)
Source: RefSeq, a predicted model, not a curated record
CCUUGUCCCUCGGUGGUCUGCGUUCUCGUGUCACAGCUUCUUCUUCGUGCUUGUGUCCUCCGUGCGUGUCAACAUGCCCAGCAAGAAGAAGAAGAACCAGCGUCGCAUGCGGAGGGUGCAGGCCCAGAGGAGAGCCCUGGAGGAGCAGCACACGUCCAACUCGCCCAUCAAAGCCACGCCCACCAAGAACCCGAAGGCGACUAAGGACAAGACGGUUGCGCCUGAGGCAGCGAAGCACCCGGUGGUGAAGGCCGUCCCGCUGGUGGCACCGGAAGCGGCCCUGCUAGCUGAGAAAAAAACUACUGAAGACGCAGAAGCCAUCAGUGAGACACAGCAUGGCGGUCAGUCCAAAGUUGUUCAGACAUCAGGACCAGAACCUAAAGACACAAGCAACCGCGUGGCUGCUGAAAGAGUAGUGGAAGAACCUGUGGAACAGCUUGUCACCAGCACACCUGAACCAGAACAGGCAGCAGAAACAGCAGCGGCUAGAGAACCGCAGAAAGACAGAGCGGCUGAAGCAGAAACCGUAAAAGAGGAACCCAAAUCCAUAGAGCAGGUUGUCGCUAGUGUACCUAAACCCGAACAAGUGGCUGAAGCAGAAUCUGAUGUCCUAAUAGUGCCAGAGUCGGUCGUCUGCUGCAUCCCUGACCCAGAAGAAGUAGUCGAAGAACAAACCGCUGUAAAAGUAGAAGCAGAAUUAGCAGAUCAGGUUGUUGCUAGCGUACCAGAGCCAGAACAAGUGGCUGGAGCAGAACCUACUAUCCAAAAAGUGGCAGAAAAGGUAGUGAGUCGCAUCCCUGACCCGGAACCAGUAGAUCAGGUUCUCACUAACGUACCUGAGCCAAAACAAGUGGAUGAAGGAAAACCUGGUGUCCAAAACGUGGCAGAGCCAGUCGUCUGUUGCAUCCCUGACCCAGGACCAGUAGUUGAAGCAGAAUCUGCUCUUGAAAUGGAAGCGGAAUCAGUAGAUCAGGUUGUCACUAAUGUACCUGAGCCAGAACAAGUGGCUGAAACAGAACCUGUUAUUCAAACAGUAGCAGAACAGGUCGCUGUUUGUUGCAUCCCUGAUCCAGAACCAGUCCUUGAAGCACAACCUGCCAUUAAGGUAGACGCAGAAUCAGUAGAGCAGGCUGUCUCUAGUAUACCAGAACGAGAACAAGCGGCUGAAGCAGAACCUGCUGUUAAGGAAAAAGCAGAAUCAGUCCAGAAGGUUUUUGCUAUUGUACCAGAACCACAAGUGGCAGCAGUGGAAGGGAACGUGGAGGAGGUUGUCACUGUCACACAUGAAUCAGAACAGGUGGCUGAAGCAGAAUCUACAGUCCAACAUGUGCUCGAACAGGUUGUCUGUUCCUCCCAAGACCCAGCAGUAGAAACCGCUGCAGUGGUGGCAUCAAUGCAGAUUGUUGUACCAGAAAUGGUAAAAGCAGAACCAGUUGUCAAAGUGGAAACAGAAUCAGUAGAGCAGGUGGUCGCUAGCGUACCUGAUCCAGAAGCACAAAAGGUUGAAUCAGAACCUACCAAAAAGGUAGCGGUUAAGGUUAUCACCAAAGUGGCGGAAGCAGAACCUGCUGCUAAGUUAGGAACAAAACUAGAAGUGCAGGUUGUCGGUAGCGUAGAAGAACUGCAAAGGGUGGCUGAAGCAGCUCCAGCUGAGAAGGAUGAAGUAAAGGUGGAGGUGCUGGUCAAAGAUGUAACUCAAGUCCCUGCAGAAAUCAAAGAGGAAGCUGCCACCAAUUUGAAAUGUGUGGAGGUGCUCUCUGAAGAUCCCGGAGUACCAUCAUGUCAGAUGGAGAUGUCAGUGGAGGCGGUGCUCAAUGGACACGUGGUUCCAGAAGUCUCCAUCGAGGGCUAGAACCUACAACACAGUCCAAUUUUUUUUUUUAAUCUUUAUACGACAUGGUCAAUUAGUCAACUUGAAGACAGACUGUCCCGGCAGGAGGAAACCAGAUGGCAUCCAUUCUUCAUAUUCGGGGUUUACAACAGGAAAUUGAAGGGACAUCCACAUUUCAGAGUGCCUUUCCGGUGUUGGUUCAUGUCCAGACACCUAACCCUCCCAUUUCUGUACACCCAAACAGCCUCGGGCAAAGACCCAAGUGGAACCAUAUUGUGGCUUGUUAAGCAGGUCAUGAGCAGCUGAUGAAGAGACGAGACUCCACCGACGCCUAAGAUAAUAUCAUUGCUUACAUCUCACACGUUAACGUCUUUUCUCUUGAUGUCAGCUUUCACAAGAGUAAAAGCACAGAGACUUUGGGUCUACUCUGCUUUGUCUGGAGAGGAACAUCUACGCUUGGUUUCAAAUAAGCAGAAUGAUUCUGUAUGUUUUUUGUUUUUUAAAGGAUCCUAAAAUAGGCGACCUGUGGUAUCCUGCUUUUCAACUUAUGUUCAUUGAGGUGCCGUUGAAUUGCCGCCUGAUAAGUAUGAACCAAACUGAAUUAGACCGCUCAGUGGAAACAUGGCUUUAGUUAGGGUACUAGGACCCAGAAACUUGGACAGCAUCCUUUUCUUGCCAACUCGAGUACGAGGACACAUUCUUAGCAAUAUUUUAUUCCAGUUCUGUUUUUUUCUUUUUCUAAUUUUUGUAUGGACCAUGUGACGUGCUUGGGUUUUAUUUUCCGCAGGCAAGAUGUUUGGCUGAACAAAGCAACAUAUUUGAUGGGAUUGUGAUUUUUCUUCAGAUGGUUUACCCUUUGAAAUAAAGCUGCCAACUCAU